Ceratitis capitata (Mediterranean fruit fly) is the source of this 1432-nucleotide messenger RNA. Its product is annotated as Neugrin. The coding region runs from base 140 to 1306 and encodes 388 amino acids. The transcript has a single exon. The record is from RefSeq and is a predicted model, not a curated record. NCBI's taxonomy places the organism in Eukaryota, Metazoa, Arthropoda, Insecta, Diptera, Tephritidae. Gene Ontology annotation, cellular component: nucleus.
GAUCCAAAUAGAUAAUGUGGCAAGACUACAUGGGUAGCAAACAGCUGACAACCAGCUGUUUAGAAUUUGCUUUUGGGCGAAUAUAUUUCUACUCCAAUAUUACUUCCUGGAUUGCAAAGAGUUAUUUACAAAGUAAAAAAUGAUUCCAGGACAUCAAAUUCGACAUUUUCACACGGCUAUUGUACGUAUGGUGCGUGGUGUUGGUCGUCGCUCCAAUCCAGGUAUUGGGCACCAGAUAACUAGCAUGGAAACAGUUGAUGAACGACUCACUCAAGAUCCCGAAGGGUUUGGUGAUUUAGAAUCCGAUUUUAUGACUGCACAUGAGACACACCGAGAACAUGAAAGUGAAACGGCUCAAAAUCGUGAACGAAUUCGUAAGCUUAUGGUUAAGCAUAAAUACUUCCGUGAAACCAAAUUACCCAACUUAUUAACUUACGCCGAGAAAGAACAAAUACGUACUUUACAUGCGCGUGACCCAGAAGAGUGGACAGCAGAACGUUUAGCUGAAAGUUUUCCUGCUACAACGGAAAUCAUAAAAAAAAUAUUAGAUGCCAAAUGGCAGGCACGCAGCACGGAACGUAUACGAAAACACGACGAAGUUGUUAUACGAAAUUGGGAAAAAUUUCGUACAGAUCCAAAUCUUUUGCAACUUCCACGCCAUUUUCAAGAACAUUUAGAAAAAUUUGCCACUAGAAAAACGGAAGAUCUAGUUGCACUCUCUGAAGGUUUACCUUCUAAAGCAACUUUACCUCGUCCAACAAAGCAAGAGUUUCUAUCUAUUAUCACAAGUUGUGAUAAAUAUGCCGAAAAGGAGGAUGUACCACAGCUUCAAACUGGAGAAUUGUGUAAUAAGCGGAAUUCAUUAGCGUCAUCUGCGCCAGAGGAUGAAACGUAUUUGCUGGAUAAAGUAUACGAUAAGCGCAGAAUGCGUCUACAAGACCUGAAAAAAUAUAAACUAAUUCCAAAUGAAUUAGCGGAUACAUCAAAUGAAUUAGCUAACAAAAAGUCAAUAGAUCAAAACGCAGCCAUGGAAUUACGAAAUCCAAGUGGAACUGGCGUUAUUUCAACAAACUCACAGAAGAACCCUUUGGUGGACUUAAAUUUGCUGCAGAAAUAUGAAAGCAACGAAGUUGUCAUCAGCGUUGAAGAUCAGAAACGUUUCGAAAUUACACGUGUUAAAGAUCGAAUACAUAUACCGCGUAAGUUGUGGCGCAAAGGAGCGACGUAUCGAGUCGAAGAUGUCUAUUAUGAUGAUGAUGGUGAAUUUCUCUAUCGUGUACCAGGCAUGACAGGCAGAAGUAGAUAGAACAAUAAAUUCGAUAUGAUGUUGUAAUAUGUACUUUAGUUAAGUUUAUUGUAAUUAUAUACUGUAAACUCAUGCUUAUGCUGCACCUCAUGGCAAAUAAAAGUUACUUAUUUCAAUUACUGAUCA